This is a messenger RNA of Danio rerio (zebrafish), 2872 nucleotides long. It is a transcript of the gene vsig8a, whose product is annotated as V-set and immunoglobulin domain containing 8a. The record is from RefSeq and is marked validated. NCBI's taxonomy places the organism in Eukaryota, Metazoa, Chordata, Actinopteri, Cypriniformes, Danionidae.
UUGUUGUCUCACAGUGAAGCCAUUCAGAUGGUGAAGACUAAACCUAAGAGAUGAACGGGCCCUCCAUCUUCUCUUUUCAUUUCCAGGCUUAAGCGUGUUUCUUCAAGACUUCAAUCUGCUGAAUGGGAGAAAGUGGCACAAAAAGCCCUGUCCAAACAUGAAUGUACAAAAUCGCUGCUGCAACAAAAGAUGUCGAAAAUGGCCUUGCGUUACACGAACAAGUUUGUCCCCGUCGUCCUCAUUUAUGAUAUUGACUGUGUUCAUCCUGUUUCUCAAAGCAAACGUGGCAGUGGCGAUGAAAGUGACCUCCAGUGGCCCGCAGACGAUGCAAAUGGCUCAAGGAGAAUCUGUUACACUAGACUGCACCUACUCGUCUGGUCCAGCAGACACAGGAGAGCUUGACAUUGAGUGGUCAGUCAUCAGCCCAGACACCACCAAAAAAGACCAGAUGAUCAUAUCAUACACAGGAGGAAGGCGAUAUACUUAUGGCGACCCUGCUUUGAUGAAAGGUCUGGACUUCACUGCUCCAGAUCCUGGUCAAGGAGAUGCGUCUCUGUCUAUAGCCUCUCUGACUGACAGUCAUGCUGGAACAUAUCAGUGCAAGGUCAAAAAGGCACCAGGGGUUGACAGCCGCAAAAUAUCACUAGUUGUGAUGGUGAGACCGUCUGUGCCGAAUUGCUGGAUUGAUGGCGGUGGAGGAGUGGGUGAAGCGGCGUCUCUCCGCUGCAGAUCAGACGAGGGCUCCGCGCCGCUGCUGUACUCAUGGAGGAGAGAGAGCGGAGGAGCGAUUCCUGCAGACGCCACUCAGAAUUCCCUCACGGGAGAACUUCUGAUCAGUAAUCUCUCCACAAGUCACACCGGUGUGUAUUCCUGCGAGGUUUCCAAUGCUGUAGGGAAAGAAAGCUGCCGACUAACCCUUCAAGCUGUAAAGCCUCCUAAUAGAGCAGGAGUGAUAACAGGCACUGUUGUUGGCUGUUUACUACUCAUCAUGAUCGUCCUGCUCAUUAUCUGGCUCCUCGUCUUCAGAUGUAACUGGAAUCGACAGGAGAAAGAGUUCUCGAAUGAGAUUAGAGAGGACGCUCCUGCACCUGAGAGUCGCCCAAACAGCCGAGUCUCCAGCUUCCGCUCAGGUGUGGCCUACAGUCAGGUGGGACAAACACAAAAUGAACAUCCAACCUCCAGCAACACCAGCUACAGCACGGCAAAAUAUGACAGCAGAUUUGGUUAUGCUGUGUGAGAGACUGUAAGUCACAGUGGUAUCGAUGUGCAGCAGAGAGGAAAAUAUAUCAAGUGACUGUAGUAAAAAUGUUAGCAAAAAUGAACAAAACUGCCCCAAAAAAUCUAGAAAAGGAGGUAAAACAACACUGCAAAUCUGUAUGUUUGUCACAAGCAAAGUGAAAUAUUUGCUGUAUUACAUUUAGAUCAAUGCACAUUGCAUCAGAUUUGUGUGUGUGUGCGUGUGUGUGUGUGCGCGCAGAGUUUUGAGCAGAAAUUCUCUUAUCUUAUGAACAUUAACAAGCAGAUACAAUGUAAGACAUUCAUUUAUUGACUAUAACUUGCUUGAGUUAAAUGAUUAUUGGUUCUUGCAUAACUUGUGCUGGACUAGCAUCAUUGACUGGUAUGUUUUGUCUGUAUAGCCAGAAUAUGACAUUCCGUUUCACACGGUACAAACUGUGUUUAACAUGUAUUAUAUUAAUCAACAUUCAUAAUCAUAGCUAAAGUGUAGUAACUAGACUUUUGGUCAAAAUUGAGUUAAAGCCUAAAAUGGAUUAGUGACAUCUGUUGAACUCUCCUGGUUCAAUUUUAUCCUGAUUCAGAAAAAAACAAGAGUGUCAAAACUGCAGUAACUACAAAACCCAAGCUGAUGUAAAAAAACAAAAGAAAACAUCUGAAUGGCUGCAACCCUGCAAUGUAUAGCCAUUAUAUAUUAUGCAUAAUUUAUAUUAGUCUUUUCAACAGAAUGUUAAUACAUUUUCAUUGAAAUGUUUUUUGAUUGUGCACUGACACAAAUACAUUUAAUAAUACAUUUCAUUCACAUAGCUCCUAUAAAUGUACAAAAAUGGAACUGAAAAGAAAUACUAUAGUACAAAAUAUAAUGAAAUGUUGCUAUUAAUGACCCUCAGUUAUCUAAGAGUUACAGCAUGUGACUUUUUUUUCUUAAUGAAUUGUCGGGAGCCAUUUAUUUCAAUUAAGUUUUGUCUGUGUAUGUUUUUUUAAACUCUGAAAGUGCGUUAGCCAUUGCCUUGUCCACAGUUUUGGCUACGAAUAAUUUUUAAUCUUCUAUUGAAGAAACACUUAAACAGUCUCUUAAAUGGAUUUUAAUGUAAUUAACUUUUUGACUAUAAAAUGCUUUGCAUUCAGUCAUGUUGCAAUAUAAUGUAUGAAAUCAAAAUGUGUUUGUAAAUGUAAUUAUUUUCUAAUGUGAUAAGGAUUCAUAUGAGUGAAGCAUACAUUAUGAAUUAAAUUACGCAAAACCAGAUACUGAUCAUAUCAGGCAAUAUUAGUAGCUUUUUAAAAAGGCCUAAUGGUAAUAUUUGUUUGUGAGGAGAGCCUUAAUUGUUGACGUUUUUUUAAACAUGAUGUAACUUCAUUUAUAUUAUUUCCCAUGAGAUUUAAAGGUUUAUGUGAUGACUGAAAAUGAACUUUGUGUUUUGUUGUUUUUAAACAAUGUCUGCUAUGCUUUUUUUCUUCUUUUUUUUUUGCUUAUUUGCUGAUAUUAGGGUUUUUUGUACAAGAACAAAGUUUGGAUGGAUUUGUGUGUGACUAUGAAAUAAUUAGUUGUUUUCUUCAGCAUUUCUGGAACUAAUAUUUGCUGAUGUUAUACUGAUAGGUUGAAUUUUUAUGAAUUGUAAUAAAAAAUGAAGAAAACGUG